UCCCUGAACGCACCACCCGCAGAUCCCUGCCGUCGGACCCUGAAUGCAACAAGCUGCAGCGAAGCGGACGCUGCAGAAUCGGACUCUGCGCAUUCUGACGAGAGGAGCGAGGAAACGACGGGGUUUUCAAUCCUCAGCGAACAUCGGUCCGAAGUGACCUGGAGGAAGGAAGAUGUCAGUGGUUUAUAAAGACGACCAGGAGGACUGGCUGACAGUGUGUCUCAAGUACCUGCUCUUUGUUUUCAACUUUCUCUUCUGGGUGGGUGGAGCUGCCGUUUUGGGUGUCGGGGUCUGGACACUGGUGGAGAAGAGCGACUACCUGAGCCUGCUGGCCUCCAGCACUUUUGCCGUGUCUGCGUAUAUCCUCAUCCUGGCUGGCAGCCUGGUGGUGGUCACGGGCUUCUUGGGCUGUUGUGCUGUCGUCAGGGAACAGAGGAGCUGUCUGUCCACGUACUUCUUCUGCCUGCUGUUUAUCUUCCUGAUUGAACUGGUGGCUGGAGUACUGGCCUAUGUUUACUACCAGAGGCUGAGCGAGGAACUGAAGCAGCAUCUCAACCAGACGAUGUCGGAGAACUACGCCCAGCCAGGGAGGGAGGCCGUCACGUUAGCUGUGGACCGACUACAACAGGAUUUCAAGUGCUGUGGCAGCAACAACUCCCACGACUGGAUGGCGAGCGCGUACAUUUCGUCGAGGCUCGCAGAGGGGAGGGUUGUGCCCGACAGCUGCUGCAAGACCAUCACCCCUCUCUGUGGCCAGAGAGACCACCCGUCCAACAUCUACAAGGUGGAGGGAGGAUGCAUCACUAAGCUGGAGCAGUUUCUGGCCGACCACCUGUUGGUCAUCGGUGCCGUGGGAAUCGGAGUGGCCUGUCUGCAGCUGGCUGGGGCAGCCUUGACAGCCUGCUUUAUUUAUCUGCUCUAUAAGGAAGAGGAGGACGACUUCGGUACUUUGUGAUUUAGCUCUAGAGCGUCUUUGUGCUUUAAUCAACGGGAGCGACCAGAUCUGCGGGAUGGUGUUCACCUGCUGCUUGUACAGGAGGAUCAAGAUGGAGCCUUACUGAGCCCACCAUUCCUCCCCCCCCAACAAACGGACGGACCUAUCACCCGCUGAAACCCAAACUUCAGCCUCUGUGUUCUGAACUCUGACCUUUUGCCAUCCAAGACAAAUGCACAGACAUGUUUCAGGUCACAUCCAGAGCUUCAGUCCCUGUGUUGCACUUCAGUUGCAACGCACUCCAAUCCAGGCUUAUGCAUUUCUUAUCCGGGCUUCCUGCGGAGUCAUUGCCUUGGCUGAGCCGCAUGCUUUGGUGUGAGCAGGACUCAAGACGGGGAAAUCUGCUGUCAAGUUACUUUCUACUCCCCUCGUAGUGAUGGGGAUAGAUUUAUCAUGUUUUUUUCACUGAUGUAAUGGUCUUUUCUGCAGACUCCAGUGCUUCAGUAAGUGGAGUGAGAGGAGCACUGUGUACGAGCCUGUAAAAGAUGGAAGGAAAGUUAUGGUUGUAACGCAAUGUGCCUCGAUCACAGCUUUAUGUAUUGAUUCUGUACCUGAAAUAUUUAAAGCAAUGAAGUGAUUUAACAAAUGACGUAUAGUUCACUGUCUUUUAUAUUUGUAGUUAUGUCUAUAUAACUGAUAAUGGCAGUAAAUAUUAAACUGUAUCAUUGUUUAUAAAACUGAGCAAUUCAGGUAGUUAAAUGUAUGGAAGACAAUCCCACUCAAAUAUUUAGAAAAGUGAAAGUCAUCUCGGCUACUCUAUCCCUGAAGUAAUGACUCCACCUAGUGGUCGUCAAGGGUCAUAUACUGAAUGUGUGCGACUAAAUAUCCCACUUACUUCUGAUGCCAUAUUAUGAAAUAUAUAGGGACAGUAAAGCAGAUAUUUAUGUUCAUGUGUGAUACUAGAAAACUGUUGCAUUACAGAUCAUUUUAAGAUUUUUUUGCCACAGAAAGUAACUAUUUGUUUUCAUUGUCUAAUCUCUCUCUCCACACCUUUUUGCCAAAACUAUUACCUCGGGGAAAAAAACACAUUUAGCCUUGUUGACAAUGUAUUUUAGAGGUGGAGGUCACGUGGAAUGUAAAGAAUAGUAAUGUGUACCGUCAAGAUAUAGAUGUUUUGGUUUCAGAGAUCAAAAAGUGAAAUAUCAGUUUGAAUUUUUAUAUUAUCUUCCGUUUAAAUCCCUUGAAAGAAUAGGUCACAGUUGCAGUGACUGUAUUUUCCUAUGAUUGGUGCUAAUGUAGAUGGUUGAUGACGAUAUAACAGUGGCAUGUGCUCCAACUACUGAUUGUGCUACUCAAACUAUUGACAUGAACAUCAUAAAUAAAUGUUUUGAAUAUU
This is a messenger RNA of Hippoglossus stenolepis (Pacific halibut), 2330 nucleotides long. It is a transcript of the gene tspan11, whose product is annotated as tetraspanin 11. Bases 173 to 955 code for a protein of 260 amino acids. Gene Ontology annotation, cellular component: membrane. The record is from RefSeq and is a predicted model, not a curated record. The transcript is spliced from 9 exons. Lineage: Eukaryota; Metazoa; Chordata; Actinopteri; Pleuronectiformes; Pleuronectidae.